UUCUAUAAAAAGUUGGCAGCCCUGGAUGAUAGCAUCGAUGUUUCUCCACCCCCGCAACUCCCGUUGGUGAUUGCAAGAUAGUCAAUUACAAAGUGAAUAAAACACAGAAAUAGACGCUUUCCGUGGUGAAUCGCGCAACGUGACUCCGGAGACACGAAUGGCCAGCCGUGGGGCCGGCGCAGCGGUGGUGACGGCCACCUCGCUGACGGUGGAGACCAUGACCAUCACCAAUGUGCUGACCACGGUGACAUCGCUCCACUCGAACAGCGUCAACAUAUCCAACAACAACAGCGUUGCGGGCGGCGGCGAUGGGGCUGGGGGCGUGGCAGCGGUCCAGGCGGACUCUAGUAAGCCGAUCUAUCCGCGCCUGUUCAACCGCAUCGUGCUGACGCUGGAGAACAGCCUGAUUCCGGAGGGCAAGAUCGAUGUGACUCCGUCCAGCCAGGACGGACUGGAUCACGAGACGGAGAAGGACCUGCGGAUACUGGGCUGCGAGCUCAUCCAGACGGCGGGCAUCCUGCUGCGCCUGCCGCAGGUGGCCAUGGCCACCGGCCAGGUGCUCUUCCAGCGCUUCUUCUACUCCAAGAGCUUUGUGCGCCACAACAUGGAGACGGUGGCCAUGAGCUGUGUGUGCCUGGCCUCCAAGAUCGAGGAGGCACCGCGGCGCAUCCGGGACGUGAUCAAUGUGUUCCACCACAUCAAGCAAGUGCGGGCGCAAAAGGAAAUCUCGCCCAUGGUGCUGGAUCCCUACUACACGAACCUCAAGAUGCAGGUGAUCAAGGCCGAGCGGCGCGUCCUCAAGGAACUGGGCUUCUGCGUGCACGUGAAGCAUCCGCACAAGCUGAUUGUGAUGUAUCUGCAAGUGCUGCAGUACGAGAAGCACGAGAAGCUGAUGCAGCUCUCCUGGAACUUUAUGAACGACUCGUUGCGGACGGACGUCUUCAUGCGCUACACUCCGGAGGCGAUUGCCUGCGCCUGCAUCUACCUGAGUGCCCGCAAGCUCAACAUACCGCUGCCCAGCAGUCCGCCGUGGUUCGGCAUCUUCCGCGUGCCCAUGGCGGACAUCACGGAUAUCUGCUACCGGGUGAUGGAGCUGUACACGCGUUCCAAGCCGGUGGUAGAGAAGCUGGAGGCCGCUGUCGACGAGCUGAAGAAGCGGUACAUUGAUGCGCGCAACAAGACGAAGGAGGCGAACACGCCGCCGGCUGUGAUCACCGUGGAUCGCAACAAUGGCUCGCACAAUGCGUGGGGCGGCUUCAUCCAGCGGGCGAUUCCACUGCCCCUGCCCUCGGAGAAGUCGCCGGAGAAGGACUCAAGAUCGCGUUCGCGCUCCAGGACGCGCACUCAGUCGCGAACGCCGCGCUCCCGCUCGCCGAGAUCCAGAUCGCCGAGUCGCGAGCGCACCAAGAAGGCGCACCGCAGCCGCUCCUCCCGCUCGCGCUCACGUUCACCGCCGAAGCACAAGAAGAAGUCGCGCCACUACUCGAGGUCGCCCACGCGCUCCAGUUCGCCGCACAGCAAGCACAGAAAGACGAAAUCCUCGCGAGAACGCUCUGAAUAUUACACAAAGAAGGACCGGUCUGGGAACGCCGGUAGCAGCAACAACGUAAGUGAUGGCGACAAGUAUCGCAACUCCGGCUCGAACUCCGGCAAGCACAGUCGCUACUCCUCCUCCUCCUCGCAUCGCAAUAGUGGCGGAGGUGGAGGUGGAGGCGGUGGAGGAGGAAGCGGGAACCACGGCAGCCGAGGUGGCCAUAAGCACCGCGAUGGCGAUCGCUCCAGGGAUCGCAAGCGCUAGGGAUUGACAAAACAAACAGACACAACACUCCUUUUAUUUUCUUUUCUUUUCAUUUCAUUGCUUUGUAUUUUUACAGAUUUACAGAUCAUUUCUACCGAUUAGUUCGAUUUAGUAAUUGUAAUGUGUAAUGUAAAAACGAACUCGGGUAAACAAUAAAUGUAACUCUUCAAUCAA
Molecule: messenger RNA, 1972 nt
Organism: Drosophila gunungcola (fruit fly)
Lineage: Eukaryota; Metazoa; Arthropoda; Insecta; Diptera; Drosophilidae
Product: cyclin-L1
Exons: 3
Coding region: 158-1798 (546 amino acids)
Biological process (GO): regulation of transcription by RNA polymerase II
Cellular component (GO): nucleus
Molecular function (GO): cyclin-dependent protein serine/threonine kinase regulator activity
Source: RefSeq, a predicted model, not a curated record